UUCUCUCUGGCCUGGGAAUUUUCUCUAGCACUUUUUGGCUGUUUUCUUUUUCACCUUAAUUGAACAUUCUGGAAGAUAUUAUCUACUUCUUAGUGCUGAGGUCGGUUGGUUUAAGUAUUCAGCGAGGAACCAGAGUCAGAAAUGCCUCGAAAGAAGCCAUUUAGUGGAAAACAGAAGAAACAUCAGCUUCAAGAGAAGCGAGAUCGCAAGCGGGCAGAUGGACACCAUCGGCCGCCGCACGGCCCCCAUGCAGGGAUGUCUCACAGGUCUCGACAGCAGUCUCAAGAACUUCUGAGCAGUGAGGAUAAGAACUCAACCUCAGAAGGAGAGAUGCCAGAGGUAAACGCACUGAACCAGCAACCAACAACACCAGGAAUGGGAAAGGACAAACAAUAUGAUCCAAACAGAUUUCACCUGCACUUUCAAAAGGAAUCUAAGUCAGAGUUAGCACAACGCAAGAAGCAAGCUAUGCAACCGUAUGAACCCCUGCCAGAGAGUGCCCUAGAAGUCGAUAUAGAUGAUAUCUACCAACCUGGCUCAGUCCUUGACAUGCCAAAGAGACCGCCGUGGGACUAUAACAUCAGCAAAGAUAAGCUUGAGCAAAGAGAGGAACAAGAAUUCAGAAACUACCUCCAAACAAUCUAUGAGAAGUUCCCUUCAAAACAACUCAGCUAUUUUGAAAUAAAUCUAGAGACAUGGAGACAACUUUGGAGGGUCCUUGAAAUGUCUGACAUCGUUCUGCUGAUCGCCGACAUCAGGCAUCCGGCACUCCAUUUCUCUCCUGCCCUCUAUGACUACGUUACAAGGGACCUCAAGAAACAUCUCAUACUUGUCCUCAAUAAGAUUGACCUAGCCCCACCUUCUCUAGUAGUAGCAUGGAGAUCAUACUUCAAAGAGAAGUUUCCUCAGCUCCAAGUCGUCUGCUUCACCUCCUUCCCAAGGGAAUCACAAAGUCCUGAUGGUAUAUCAGGAUUCAAGAGAAGAAAACGUGGGCAGUUUACGGCAGUGGGGCCAAUGCAGCUUCUGAAAGCAUGCGAGACAAUAUCCAAUGGAAAAGUUGAUUUAAGUAGUUGGCGAGAAAAGAUUGAGGCUGAGAUGAGGGGUGAGGAGACUCUAGCCUCGCAGGUCAUCGCUUCAAACCCCGUAGAGAUGACAAUGUAUGAGGAACAUGAAGCAUUCAAAGACAGCAUCAUUACAAUAGGAUGUGUCGGUCAUCCAAAUGUGGGUAAAUCUUCAGUGAUGAAUGGUCUUUGUGGUCAUAAGGUGGUCAGCGCAUCCAGGACACCUGGUCAUACAAAGCAUUUCCAGACCAUAUUCCUCACACCAAUGGUCAAGCUUUGUGAUUCCCCUGGUCUUGUGUUUCCCUCUCUGGUUGAUAAACAAUUUCAGAUUCUGUCAGGAAUUUAUCCCAUAGCUCAAGUCCAAGAGCCAUACACAGCAGUUGGUUACCUUGCACAGAGAAUACCACUGACGCAGAUUCUAAGGAUACGACACCCUGAGGCUGAUGGAUCACCAGAGGGCGCUACAGGGGCGCAUUGGUCUGCUUACGAUAUUUGUGAAGCUUGGUGUUGCCACGCAGAGAAACGAGGCUUCAUCACAGCUAAAGCAGCCAGGAAAGACGUCUACAGGGCGGCCAAUAAUAUCCUCAGGAUGGCCGUAGAUGGCAGGCUCUGCAUGUGCAUGACCCCACCAGAUUAUACGGCUCAAAAAGAAUGCUGGGAGCAGCACCAAGAGACAUUUGAGAUUGGUCGACUGCAGGACCAACACAGACGGGUAGAGGAUGAUGUCGACAGAGAGGGCGACAAAGAUGAUGAUCUCUCGGACCAGUUUACCAGUAGCGGCGAGGACAGUGAUGCUGAUGUCGAGAGCAAUGAUGUUGACAGAGAGUCAGACUCGAGACGGAGGGAGCGGAGGCGGAAAGGUCAACAGGAAAUGGAGAGUGGUGAUGACGAGGGUGAAAGAUCAACGGGUCUAAGGACCACGAACCCUUUUGAUUUACUUACGGAUGCAUGAUAGAUGGAAAGAAUCGGCAGAAAGGAUGGAUUGUCAGGUAUUUCAUAGUGAAACUUGAUUGAGGUUCUGUUGCAUGUUUGUAACUUGGAAGUCCCUGAGAUUUGUAUUCAUGAGGGUUGGAAGUCCUUUCAUGACGGAAUGAAAAGAACAGGUCAACUAAGACAUAUUUGGAGAUCACUGAAUCAGUAUUUUCAUACCUUGGAAAUAUCUGCAAGCUGACCUCAGGAAGUGGUCCAGCGUGAUCUAGAAGGUGCCUGUGCAGUGUCUCCUUAAACCUGUAACAUCAUGGUGAUUUUAUGCAUGUUUGUGGGAACAUCUCACAAGAUUAUUGUGCUUAGAUCUCCACAUAAUAAAGGAUGAAUUAUGCUGCCUAUGGCAUUCCAUAGAUGGUCCUUUAUAAGAUAGUCCUAUACCAUACCUUUUGGGGCUAUUCAGGAUAUUCAGUCUGUCAUAAUUCUGCUUGGUAUUGAACAAGGUAAAUUGGAGAUAAAAAUGACCUUUUGAAUGUUGCCUUUCAUUGAAGAAGAAAAGAAAGGAAAAGAGCACAUUGAAGCUAUUUUCAAUGUUGCAUGCAAUCCAAUGCUUUCACUCUUACUGUGCCAAUGAAAUAUAUAUCCCAUGCCCAGUUUAUAGCAAGUGGACAUGCUAUUUCUAAUCUAUUUUGCUAUGCUAUGUAGGUCUGUGUGGGGAGAUUCAGGAGGUCAUCGGGUUAACAAGCAUUGCAUUUUAUACAAAAUACUAAAUUGACACAAUGCUUUCAAGAUUCAAGAUAAUUUAUUGUUAUGUGUAAAAAAACAUACACAAAAUUUACUUUUUGGCAUAUAAAGAGUGAACACCACAUAUACUGUGACAUGCAAUAUUAUACAUUUGACAAACAAUCAUAACUGUUAAAAUAUGUAUUGCACAAACUGACAAGAAAAAGAAAUAGAUGAGAUUGAUUGUUAGCUCAAGUUCAUAUAUUGGUGAGAGUCUAUCAUUUGCUCUGUUGGGGUUUUGAGGGGGUAUGCAAAUAGGCUCUGAUGAAUGGUUUUGAAAUAGAUUUAUGAUAAUAAUGAUAAAUUGACCGUUCUUGUAUAGCUCAUAUCACAAUGAUAUUUGAAUGUCAUUUCAUGUGAAUGACAAUAAAAACAUGAACAUACAUGAUGAAACUUUUCAUAGUGAAAUCAAAUGCUAGGUAAGAAAAGAAGAUAUAUAUUUUGUGGAGAUAUUGUUUGUGUCACUAUUUUCACCUGAAAUAAAUCACUAUUUUUAGGAAAUGUAGAACUAUGUGUGUACAUUAUUAGCCCAAAGCAAUAUUUGAUUCAUCUGCCAGUGUAAGCACAUUAAUUUGUUGCCUACCAGAACCGGUAGGUCCAUGUACAAAGUCUAUGGGAUUUAAAGAAUUCAGCAGUCAGUGAGUUAGUUGGUAGUAGCACAGUGCCUGAUCAUUCAUAUAUUAUUCAACUCUUGCCUGAAAUUGAAUGAUUUAUCAAAGCAACACAGUUUUAAUAAGUAUGUUCAUCCGAAUGCACUGAAAUGUACUUUUUCUCCUCUUUUUAGCAGUGGAAAGUCCUUAAAACUAGGAAAUAUAUGUGAUUUACCCAUUUAAUUCAGAUAUCAAUAUAAUAAAAAAAAACUGGUAAGGGAGGUCCAAGGUCCUAUGGUUCAUUUUAUCUUGUUAACCCUUUGAACCUGAUAAUACCGGCCUCGCUGUUAACUUGCAAUACCCGAUAUGAUUCCAGCCCGAAGCCAUGUGACUUGAAAAACAUGGAUUCUAAAUGUUAGGUGAUCUUUUAAAAAUGAUAUCAUCUUUCUAGUACAUGGAAGGAUAGUCAGUUGAUAAAUGCAGUCCAAUUCGUAUUGAUUUUAAAAAGUCUUAGCAUGAAAAAUUGACAAAAUAUACUACUCUACAGCGGAGGCUCAUGUGGCAUGUGCGAUAAUACACAGCGUGAUAUGCGGCGGGUCACCUGCUGACUUAUGGGGAAGCUAUUGAUAGAUUAAGUCAAAGCAGCGAUUUUGAGCCUAAAACAUACACUGAAGAUGAUAUUUCUAUCUGUAGACUAGGUCUACAAGAAACUAAACAACUUCAGUCGUGCUUGGCAGGGUACAAUGUACAUGUACCAGCGGGGGAAAGAUGCCACAAAUAUCGUAGGGUCCAAAGGGUAAAAAGAAAUGAAUUUUACAAUGAUAAAAACUCUUCUUGUGUCAAAAUGUUAACCAAUUUAAUAGAGUUGGCUUUCAAUUCAGAUGUCUGUAAAGAUUUGCUAUGCUUCUCCAUUGCAGACUACUGUAUAAUGUUUGUGUUAAGUUUAUCAGAGAAUGAACUGAACUUAUUUAAAAUUGAUUGAUAAGUCGAAUUUUCUUUAUUAGUUUGAGAUCUGGGUAAGUCAAGUCUACUUCAUAAAUCUGUCACAGUACUUAUGUUUACCAAAUCAAAUUCCCUUUUCCCCUCUUUCUUUCUAUUUUCUUUUUGAGUCGAUGGGACAUGUGUACUAAAAUGCAAUUUGUUAUAAAUAAAAAUAUAUUGAGCUUAUUGUAAUUCCAUUUUUGUUCCUUCUUUGUUACUAUUGCUAUUGGGUUUGUAAUGGUAGUAAAUUUCAUAGAAUAUAAUAUCAACAUAUCAGUGUCAUCAUCAUAUUGAUCAUUUUGUAUUGAUUAUUUUUCUUUUACUGACCAACUUUUUAUAUAAUUUAGAGAUAAACAAUGUAUCAUUUUGAAAUAUCAAGUAUGGUAGUUCAGUUUUACAAAAUUGGAAA
This is a messenger RNA of Lytechinus variegatus (green sea urchin), 4748 nucleotides long. RefSeq names its product guanine nucleotide-binding protein-like 1. The record is from RefSeq and is a predicted model, not a curated record. Lineage: Eukaryota; Metazoa; Echinodermata; Echinoidea; Temnopleuroida; Toxopneustidae. The coding region runs from base 142 to 2013 and encodes 623 amino acids. The transcript is spliced from 11 exons. Gene Ontology annotation, molecular function: GTPase activity; GTP binding.